Telopea speciosissima is the source of this 1314-nucleotide messenger RNA. Its product is annotated as L-type lectin-domain containing receptor kinase VIII.2. Gene Ontology annotation, molecular function: carbohydrate binding. The record is from RefSeq and is a predicted model, not a curated record. The transcript has a single exon. NCBI's taxonomy places the organism in Eukaryota, Viridiplantae, Streptophyta, Magnoliopsida, Proteales, Proteaceae. The coding region runs from base 103 to 1176 and encodes 357 amino acids.
CCCCUACCUAGAUGAAAAAUGUGAUCUCCAUAAUUGCCUAGAAACCGUAGUUGAGGAGAAGCAGAACCAAAGAGAUCGAGCAAGCUCGAGAAAAGUACGUUAAUGGCGAGCUUCCCCAUCUCCAGGUACUCUUUCUUCGUCGUAUUUCUCGUUUUCUCUUUUGUAACCCUAGCUGUGAGUCUGGAUCUCUCUUUUUCACUCAAAAGAUUCGACAAGGGUCGAAACUUUGAUUCCAAGGUCGCUCUGUUCGGUGAUGCCGAGGUCGUUGACGGUGGUUCUUCGGUUAAGAUUACUCGUUCUUCAGUUUCGAGCGCUGGGCGGAUCAUCUACAGAAAGCCCAUUAGAUUCAUCGGAGGAGAACGAAGAAAGCCAAUGUCUUUUUCUACAUACUUUUCCUUCUCGAUUUCGCCGGAAGAUGGUGAUGGCCUUGCUUUCGUCGUUCUUCCGACUGGUUUUCCUUCGGAUUUGUUCGAUGGAAGUUCCUUUGGACUUACUCCAGGACUGGAGAAGAGAGGAACAAGAGUUCUGGCAGUUGAGUUUGAUACCUCUAUGGAUACUAAGCUAGGUGAUCCAAAUGGAAACCAUGUUGGGAUCGAUUUAGGUAGCCUUGUGUCUGCGCAAGUAAAAAAUGUUUCUUCCAUCAAUCUAGUGUUGAACAGUGGAAGGAAAUUGCAUUCGUGGAUCGAUUACGAUGCCAGUACCAAAAUCUUGGAAGUUAGAUUAAGUAAAUCUGGUGCUGUGAGACCUUCUGUUCCACUGAUUUCUUACCGAAUCGAUCUAUCAGAUAUGUGGAAAGAGGAAGAGGUGUUUGUGGGUAUGAGCUCGUCAAGCGGAAAUUCUUCUCAGACGACCAGUAUCUAUUCCUGGAGCUUCAGUUUAAGAACUGUACCGCGUUGGCUACAUUCCCAACCAGCAGAUCCUCUAGUCUAUACAGAGCCAAGUAAACCUCCGAUAAUCCAGAAAAAAGGCUCUUGCCUGUUAAGGAUUCUUGCUGGAUUAAUCUUCGGAACUGGUUGUGGAGCUCUGGCUGCGUUCAUUGUUAUGUUUGUUUGGACAAUCUCUGUGAAUCGGCGUCAAUCGGUAGUUCCAGUGGAGUAUCCUGUGCAUCCGGUGGAAUUUGCAUAUGAAAAGAUUAAAGUGUUUGUACAAAAACCCACCAAAGAUGGUAACAAAUAGAGGGUUUUGGAAUUUUUGGUGGGACUUUGGGGCUCUGAUGUUCUACUUCUUCUUGUAAAUUCAUCUUGUAAUAGGCUACUUGAAUUUCUUCUAUGUUGAUGUGUUGUUUUAAUCUAACAAGUAAUUUAGUUUCUCGUU